This is a messenger RNA of Erinaceus europaeus (western European hedgehog), 3704 nucleotides long. RefSeq names its product muscular LMNA interacting protein (gene MLIP). Gene Ontology annotation, cellular component: nuclear envelope; PML body; sarcolemma. The transcript has 15 exons. Gene Ontology annotation, biological process: negative regulation of transcription by RNA polymerase II. Bases 436 to 3372 code for a protein of 978 amino acids. The record is from RefSeq and is a predicted model, not a curated record. Gene Ontology annotation, molecular function: lamin binding; transcription corepressor activity. NCBI's taxonomy places the organism in Eukaryota, Metazoa, Chordata, Mammalia, Eulipotyphla, Erinaceidae.
UGAAUGGAUAGACCAGGAAGGCACAAAUUAGACUAUGAGAAAACUGUACUAGAUAAUUCAUAUUUGCUAUGUGACUAUCACAUUGUCCUUUUAAAACUGAUUUAUUGGGUUUAUGAAUUAGAAUAUACUUUAUCUGGCUCCAGUGUUUAUUAAUGAAUCCUUUGACAGUAAUUUUUUUUUUUUUUUUUGUCAGAUCUAUCUUUCUUGGUUCAGGGAAACUAGCCCAUUGGAAUAUUCUCUUGUUGAAGAGCUUGCUUUUCUAUCUGGUGACAUUUAUCAUUAUCUAAGGCCAGCUGGCUGACUUCUCUUCAGUGCUCUGUUUAUGGGGUUUGAACGUCUAUAAAUGGAAACACUAGCUAACCAGAAAUUAUCUCCAGGGCUUUUUGAUAGUGUCAUGAGCUCUCACAACUUGGAAUGGCCUGCAAUAUCUAACAUAUGGAAUUUGAAAAGCAUGCAAAAGGAAACUUAUUAGAUGAGAAUGUAGAGGAGAAACCGAUGGUUUCUUCUGGUGACUCUGAAGCCAAACCUCUGAUCUUCACAUUUGUUCCCACUCUCAGAAGACUACCAACUCAUUUUCAGUUGACUGACACCUCUAAAUUUCUUGUUAAAAUUCCUGAGGAAGCAAGUGAUAAGAACCCAGAAACUGUAAAUAGGCCUAAUUCUAAUGAGUACUUGACCUUAAAUGCUGAAAGUCAAAAGGAGAGAAACCAACUGACAUUGACUUAUCCUUCAGAAAUCAGUGGAAAUAUUUCACAAGAAAAGGGACUUAAAGCAUCCCAACCUCAAGGAAUGCAGCAAAGUGACCUCUUCAAAGCGGAAUAUGUCUUUGUUGUGGACUCUGAAGGGGAAGAUGAAACUGUAAGCAGAAAAGGAGAACAAGGCCCACCAGGAGGAAUGGAUACCAAAGCUUCUAGGCCACAGUCUCUGGCAAUUUCCUCUAGUCUUGGCUCUGAUGUGAUGUGCCCCAAAUCUCGGGGUGCAGACCUCCAUGCCUCUUCGCAUGCUGAAAUUCAUCCUGGGAUAGCUCCUCAGCAAAAACAUGGGCAGUUAACUUCUCCCACUACCUCUGAGCAUCUUGCCUGUAAGCCACCUGCUUUCUCCUUUGUUUCUCCAACUAAUCAGAAAACACCACCUGACCCAGUAAACCACGAAGCGGCCUCUAUCCUAGAGGAAUUCCACACUAGGAGGCUGGAUGUCGGUGGGGCCCUGGUGGAAGAAACUGCUACGUAUUUUCAAACUUCUGCUCACUCUUCACCCUUUUAUGCACCUAAGGGCACCUUCUCAACGCUACAAAUUCCCCACUCUAUUAAGAUAUCAGGUUCUAAUUUACCCAGUCUAAGUAAAGCAGAUCAAAAGCCUGGACUAACUUUUGAAGUUCUGAAGAAGACAACAACUUUACCCCCUCAUCUCGUUAGUCCCAGUAAGAAUCUGAAAUCCUCAUCACCAUCCUCCUGUGAUUCUCUGAAAUCGGAUUCAGCUCUGUACAUACCAGUCCGUAUUGUCAUGCACUCACUUUCUCCAAGCCCCAAACCAUUUACCUCGUCCUUUCAUAGCUCAUCCUCUACUCUCUGUAGCCCAAUGUCAUCUAGUGGUAAUCUCUCAAAGUCAGGGGUGAAAUCCCUGGUGCCUUCUCGGCUGUCCCUUCUCACUGCUAUCCUCAAGUCAAACCCUUCUCAUCAAAGACCCCUCUCCCCUGCAUCCUGCCCCACAUUUUCUCUAAAUUCCCUUGCUUCUUCUACCCUCAUACUUGAUCAAAAAGUAAAGGAACCACCUAAGAAAUCUCUCUCAAGUUGCUCUCUGAGAGCUGGGUCUCCGGAGCAAGGGGACCACCGGGUUUCUGAACUUACCAAGAAGCCCUUUCACUUACCUCUCUUCAACAAAUCUGCUCCAUCUUCUGAUGCGCCUGCCUGUUCUCCCACACAACAUGUAAGAAACAACCUUUUAUCUUUGGAUGCAGACAAAAUACUGUCACCCAUUUUAAAGAGCAAUCCAACGCUCUCAUCACUACACACCAAUACAUCGAUUCCUACAGAUCUUCCUCAGGUUCAACCAAGUUUUUCUCCACUUUCUUCAAAGGUCAGACAGGAUGGUGACCUCAGGGCUUCAGAGAAGCCCAGGAACAUUUACAUAAAUCCUUGCACAUCAGCCUUCUCUGCAGAAUCUUCUGUAUCUCCUCCUACUAACCUAGAAGACAUGAGCUUUUCUCCAGAAAAAAGCUUCCAUCCUUCCCCAGCUCUUUCAAACCUGUUAAGCCGAUCCAAGAAAACAGCACCACAGCUAUCUGUCCAGGAGCAGACUCCUGCAAUUACUCCUUCACUUUCUGCUUUCAGUGCUAGUUCUGCCUCACCUCCUAAUUUGGGAUAUCCUCCCCUCCUUUGUACUAAUCUGCCUACCCAGGUGCCUACCCAGCUAAAUCCCUCAGAGCUGCGCCCAAAUUAUGGCAGUGGUAGUUUGCCUUCACGAUUUGGGAAAUCUGAUGGUUCAGUAUGUGACCACAGGUCAUCUGUUACAACCCCAUCAUUUCCCAGCGCUUUAAGGAGAACCAAGGAGCUGAUUUCCCCUUGUGCAAUGCCCAUGACAACAGGCCCUGAGAAUAAGAAACCUAAGCAAUACAAGACCAUGCCAAGCUACAAGGCUUUUGCAGCAAUCCCUACAAACAUAUUUCUUUUGGAACAGAAGGCACUAGAUGAACCAGCCAAGACUGAAAGUCUCGCCAAGGACAACACAUCAGACCCACCACUGGAGUUUUGUUCCCCUGCACAGCUCAGACAACAAACUGAAGAGCUCUGUGCUACCAUUGAUAAGGUCUUACAGGAUUCCUUGUCUAUGAAUUCUUCUGAUUCUCCUUCAAAUUGCCUACAGACAUUGCUGGGAUCUGACACAAACAAAGUGCCUACAUCUCUUCCAAGAGCAGUGGGUCGAGAAACCAAAUAUGCAAACCUCUCCUCACUAUCCUCUACAGUAUCUGAGAGUCAGCUGACCAAGCCUGGAGUAAUUCGCCCUGCACCUAUAAAGUCCAGAAUAUUAUUGAAAAAUGAAGAGGAUGUGUAUGAACCUAACCCUUUCAGUAAAUACCUAGAAGAUAAUAGUGACCUAUUUUCUGAUCAGGAUGGGACAGUCUCUCACAAACCUGUUUCUCUACAUCCUUUGUAUCAGACUAGACUCUAUCCUCCUGCUAAGUCCCUGCUGCUUCCACAGACCCUCUCACAUGCUGACAGUCUUACCCCAGGACCUUUCAGUCAUUUAUCUUCCUUCUCACUGAGUGAUGACCAGGGGAAUUCUCACACUCUGUUUAGUCACAACACUUAUAAUAAGCUGAGUCAUCCAAUGGUGGCUAUACCAGAACAUGAAAGUCUUGAUUCCAAAGAGUAAUGAAAUUGGAUGAAGUUUGAAAACACAUGCUGUACUGAAGUUUUGGAGUGCUGGUGCUAUUUGCUAGAUUUAACUUAUUUUAAUUUUUCAGCCUUAGAGCUCCCUUUAUGAACUGCUGUACAACAGUAAAAAAAAAACAACAAAAAACUGCAGGCUUAUAGCAUUGCAGUACUCCACUAACAUCCCGUAUAGGAAAAUUUACCCACAGCUUCUUGCACCACUGUUAGAGCUUUUAAUAUCUUCUAUUAACCUGGCAGCAAUUCUAAUACGCCACUAUAUUUAGCAGCCAAAUAAAGGAGAUUCAUGCGUAAAUAGAAAAGUGGUUGUGACUA